This is a messenger RNA of Daucus carota subsp. sativus, 2050 nucleotides long. RefSeq names its product cysteine-rich receptor-like protein kinase 42. Gene Ontology annotation, biological process: protein phosphorylation. The transcript is spliced from 8 exons. NCBI's taxonomy places the organism in Eukaryota, Viridiplantae, Streptophyta, Magnoliopsida, Apiales, Apiaceae. The coding region runs from base 82 to 1644 and encodes 520 amino acids. The record is from RefSeq and is a predicted model, not a curated record. Gene Ontology annotation, molecular function: protein serine/threonine kinase activity; ATP binding.
UAUAUCUGUUGAAUAUUCUACUGCAAAUACUGUCCAAGUGAUUGACACAAAGACAAAUUACAAAUGUAUGCAUGAAGCAAAAUGUUUAUGCAUCCAUGUUCUGGAAAAAUGAGAAGGAUCAUAUCAUUGACAAUGAUCAUCGGAGUUUUCUUGAUGUCAUUAAUGGAUAUUAGAGGUGUUUUAGCAGACCCUCAGACUAAAUUGUUAAAGCAAGCUUGCAGUGAAUUUGCAAUUGGUGUUGAGAUGUCGGAUUUCUUGAGCAGUUUCAACAAAACGUUUGGAGAAAUCAGGAAACAGUUGUCCAACAGCAACAUUCACUUUGCGACUGCGGUUCAAACUGAUGUAUAUGGGAUGGUUCAGUGCAGGAAUUAUCUUUCUAGUGCAGAUUGUGUCGCUUGCCUUGAUUUUGCCUGGACUCAAAUCAGACAGAAUUGCUCUAUCGCUGAUGGUGGUCAUGUCAUCUAUCAAGGCUGCUUCCUCAGGUAUGAGGUGCAUAACUUCUUUACACAGAGGCUGCUGGUCACAUUUGAAUCCACUGUCUGCGACCAAGGAAAAUCUGAGGCAAAGGCCUUUAAUCCGGUGGUGGAUGGGUUAAUAACAGAUCUUGUAUCUAGCACACCGAGGAUUGAUGGUUUCUUUGCAGCAAUUACAAGGCCAGUGUCUAGUGGUGGUGCGACGAAGACAGUUUAUGCUGUUGCACAAUGUAUUGAAACUAUAAGCCAGAAGGAUUGCCAAAGUUGCUUGACAGCCACUUCUAAUAACAUACAAAGCUGCCCUCCUGCUUCUGGGGGAAGCGCUACUGAUGCGGGUUGUUUUCUUAGAUAUUCUGAAACCUCCUUUUUUGCUGAUAAGAGCAUAAUCAAUAUCACAACAUAUCUACCAGGAGGAGGGAAUUCAGGCUUGAAGACAACAACCAUUGGGGAUGUAGCUGGUGGUAUAUGCAUUAUUAUCCUCAUACUUGCCGUGCUUUUAUGGUAUCAAUUGAUCAGAAAGCGUAAAAUAGCUCAAAGAGGUGAUAUUUUUGGGAAAAGCAAGUUGCAGGGCCAAGCUAUUUACAGAUUUAAAGAUUUAAAAUCAGCGACACAGAGCUUUAGUGAAGACUCCAAAAUUGGAGAAGGAGGUUUUGGAGAUGUAUACAAGGGUACGUUGAAGAAUGGUGAUGUAGUUGCUGUAAAGAAACUUUCACUUGCCACAAGCAAAGCCAAGACAAAUUUUGAGAGUGAAGUUAGGCUUAUAAGUAAUGUUAAUCACCGAAAUAUCAUACGUUUAUUAGGCUGUGGUAGCAGAGGGUCACAGCUACUUCUGGUGUUUGAGUACAUGGAAAAGGGAAGCCUAGACAGAUUCCUAUAUGGUGCAAAACGGGGUUCUCUUAGCUGGAAACAACGAGUUGAAAUAAUUAUUGGCAUAGCUAACGGCCUGGCUUAUCUUCACGAGCAAUUUCAUAUAUGUAUCAUACAUCGAGAUAUAAAAUCAAGCAACAUUCUACUUGAUGAUGAUUUUCAACCCAAAAUUGCUGAUUUUGGAUUGGCAAGACUUAUGCGCGAUGAUCAAAGUCAUCUUACCACUAGAUUUGCCGGGACUUGGGUUUACACAGCACCUGAGUAUACAAUCCAUGGGCACUUAUGUGAGAAAGUUGAUACCUAGAGCUUCGGCAUUGUGGUCCUAGAAAUUGUUAGUGGCCGAAGAUGUACCAACUUAAACAUUGAGCCUGUCACUGAUUCCCUGCUUGAACAUACAUGGAAUUUGUAUAAACAUGACCUGCAUUCGGAUUUGAUCGAUGAGACAUUAGACCCAGAAGAAUAUAAUACAGAUUGCUCUGAUGCGUACUCAGUCGCCAGCUUCUGCGAGGCCAGCAAUGUCUGAAGUAGUUGUUUCGCUGACAAAACUUCCAUACGGCAAAGACCUCCACCAGGAAAACCAACUAUAUUCUAGUUAACUACAGAUCAAGAUGAGAGACAUUUACUAGUCUUCAAUCUUCAAAUAUAAAUUCACUAGCAAUGUACUUAAGAUGCAGAUUUACUAUGUAAUAAAUGUUCACUUUUCUCUCAAU